Molecule: messenger RNA, 1047 nt
Organism: Opisthorchis viverrini
Lineage: Eukaryota; Metazoa; Platyhelminthes; Trematoda; Opisthorchiida; Opisthorchiidae
Exons: 3
Coding region: 1-1047 (348 amino acids)
Source: RefSeq, a predicted model, not a curated record
AUGCCUUAUUCCCUGCGCCCUCGGGUUAGGCCAACCCCCUGCAGCCGAGCAGGUAAGACUGUCGAGUCGUCGGUUCCGGGUAUGGUGCCUAAAGAAAACCCUACAUUUUCCCACUGCCUCGUGGGUCAGACUUUUGAGUUAGAGGCUAGGGUUAAGGUCCCUGAACAAAACCCCACAAUCUCACACUGCCUCGUGACAAAGGCUCGAGGUGGGAUACCUCAACCAAACCCCCUUCCUCGGACUGGGCAACCGGGAAGUAUCAUUUGCCCGCACAGUUCGGCGUCCACCGAUGUCCCUCUCCAACCCCUUCCCACUGCACAAGCAAACGUCGCUGGGCCAUUUGACUGUCAGUCAUCUGACCCAAGGGCCCUAUGCUCCACGCUGCCUGCAAGCCUUAAACAAAAUAACACCUUUCUAAAUCCACGAGAUCCUUUCUAUGUAGGAGCUUUUAACGUCCGUACGCUAUGUCAAAUUGGCAAACAGGCAAUGGUUGCUGAAACCUUGUACUCCCUUAAAAUUGAUGUAUGCUGUGUCUCCGAAACACGCAUACAAGACCCGAGCGUGGUUAUGCAUCUCAAAACGCCAAGGAUGAACUCAGCUCUUUCACAUUUCUCCCUCCGUGUGUCCGGUGACCCAGAAGCGAUGACUGGUGGAAUAUAUGGCGUGAGAGUUGCGCUCAGCCCCAGAGCUGAACGCGCUUUGCUGGAUUGGAUCCCUCGUCUCUGCGACGUCCGGUUAUUUAGUUCAAUCAAUCUCAAUGCCUCGCGGGAUAAAAAGCGGUGCCUGUUUGUCUACAAUUACAAGAAGUAUGGUGCUGAUGAACAUUCCCUCGCCAUAAUCUCAGCCCUACAUGCCAUCGGUUGUGAUAUCGACUUUUUGGUUCACCAACCGGUGAUCAUCUCUUAUCGAGGGAUCUGCUUUCCUCAAUCCGCUAAGGCUGUUAUUGGACUGGGACUUCCUAAGGUCGCAGUCAGUGACUUGUGUUUGCUUGCCAUUGUGGGCUCCCUGCGUACUUAUGACACUUUUAUGCGUGGCACAUGGCGUUGA